Molecule: messenger RNA, 3865 nt
Organism: Sebastes umbrosus (honeycomb rockfish)
Lineage: Eukaryota; Metazoa; Chordata; Actinopteri; Perciformes; Sebastidae
Gene: peli2
Product: pellino E3 ubiquitin protein ligase family member 2
Exons: 6
Coding region: 184-1479 (431 amino acids)
Biological process (GO): regulation of Toll signaling pathway; protein polyubiquitination
Molecular function (GO): protein binding; ubiquitin protein ligase activity
Source: RefSeq, a predicted model, not a curated record
UACAUUUUGCCAUGUCACGCUAAAAGAAGUUAGAGAGCAGUUUAUUUAUAGGAAAACUGGCUUAUAUAUAUAUAUAGACAUAUGCCGCCGGAUAUAUAAGAUCUGAAAUGAGAGCCUGCGGUGUUUUUUGAAGGUUAACUCCCGGUGGUUUUUGAGUUAUAUUACUGUAUAAUAGAGCUUUUAAUGUUACACAGUGAAGCCAGGAUGUUUUCGUCGAGCCAAGAGGAGCACUGCGCUCCGUGCAAAGACCCGGUGAAGUACGGCGAGCUGGUGGUGCUGGGGUACAACGGCUCUCUGCCCAACGGAGACCGGGGUAGACGGAAAAGCAGAUUUGCGCUGUACAGGAGGACCAAAGCCAAUGGUGUUAAGCCGAGCACUGUGCACAUCCUCAACACACCCCAGGCCAGCAAGGCUGUGAACUGUAAAGGCCAACACAGCAUCUCCUACACACUGUCCAGGAACCACACGGUAGUGGUGGAGUACUGCCAUGAUAAAGACACAGACAUGUUUCAGAUCGGCCGUUCCACUGAGAGUCCCAUAGACUUUGUGGUGACUGACACAGUAGCAGGAAGCCAGGAAGGAGAGGAGACCCCCAUCACACAGAGCACCAUCUCCCGGUUUGCCUGCCGAGUUGUCUGCGAGCGGAUCCCGCCUUACGUUGCUCGCAUCUACGCAGCUGGUUUUGAUUCUUCCAAAAACAUCUUCCUUGGGGAGAAAGCCGCAAAAUGGAAGAACCCUGACGGCCACAUGGACGGACUGACAACCAAUGGCGUGCUGGUAAUGCACCCGAAGGGCGGGUUCACGGAGGAGUCGAAGCCUGGCGUCUGGAGAGAGAUCUCUGUUUGUGGGGAUGUUUACACGCUGAGAGAGACCCGCUCUGCACAGACCCCCGGCAAACUGGUGGAGCAUGAGAGUAAUAUCCUGCAGGACGGCUCCCUGGUGGAUCUGUGUGGAGCCACUUUGCUGUGGCGUACUGCAGAAGGCCUCUUUCACACUCCCACCCAAAAGCAUCUGGAGGCUCUCAGGCAGGAGAUCAACGCAGCGCGCCCCCAGUGCCCCGUGGGUCUCAACACGCUCGCCUUCCCCAGCAUGCAACGCAGCCGCGCCCUCUCCUCUUUGGAGGAAAAGCAGCCCUGGGUCUACUUGGGCUGCGGCCACGUGCACGGCUACCACAACUGGGGCCACCGCUCGGAGCAGGGGCCCAACAACCAGCGAGAGUGCCCCAUGUGCCGGAUGGUCGGGCCCUACGUGCCGCUGUGGCUGGGCUGCGAGCCGGCCUUCUACGUGGACACAGGUGCGCCCACUCAUGCCUUUGUGCCGUGUGGACACGUGUGUUCAGAGAAGUCAGUCAAGUACUGGGCGGAGAUCCCUCUGCCCCACGGCACCCACGCCUUCCACGCCGCCUGCCCCUUCUGUGCCACCCAGCUCGGCCUCGCUCAGGGCUGUGCCAAGCUAAUCUUCCAGGGCCCGGUGGACUGAGCCGGAGGGUCCUGCCCCGGCAGCGGAGAUUAGACAGGAAUGCCAACAUGCUGUGAAACUGUUCCGAUUAUUUUGUGCUUUCUUUUGUUCAUGUAAGCCAGCUGUGCAAAGGAGUAAGUCUUCUCACGUUCUGGUCAUAUACUGUGGAUUCUGCACAACAGAGAGCCAUUACAGAUUGUUCGGGGCCUCUUGUGGCUAUUUGGAUGGCCACGGUGGGAUACAGAGACGUGGAGCACACUGGACCACAGAUGCCUUGCUCCUCCAGAAUGAAAUACUGUUUCAGCUGUCCUGCGAUCCAACCGCUUUAAACACGGCUGUUUUAAACUACAAUGACUGCUGGUUUUCCAUCAGAGGGCCGCAGAAUUAAGGAUAGAAAGAAUGAAUUUUACUCAUGAAUAAGACUGAACCGGGUAACAUUGAUGUAUUUGGGCCUGUCGGAAAAGAAAAAGGGGUUUAUAGUUCAAUUCCUGGUGUGUUUGUGACAACGUUUUUACAGAGCCAGACAGCUGGACUGUUGGCUGGGAGAAUAGCCAGGAGAAACUUGGGGUCUAACUAUCUAAGUGCUCCCCAUCGCCCCGUCGGCCCUGAACCCCCUAAUGGCAUCUAGAUCAUGUAGUUCUCCAGAUUUUUGGCUUCCAUUUGCUGAACAAACUUUUGAGGAGUUGAAAAAAUACUUUUUGUGUACAGAGAUAUAAUCCAGUGCCUCAAAUCCCAUUAAACCAUGGGAAUAUUUUUAAUAAAUGAGGAAAAGAUGUUUUGUUGAAGGCAAAGGGAGAGAUAGUUUUGCAUACAUAUAAGGAAAUGACGGCCCACACGGAUUCUUCAACACAUUUUUAUCCGACAGAAGACGUAUUUUACUACACUGAGGCCCUUGUACUGUUUUGUAAUGCAAAUGUUAAUAUAUUUUUUCUCCUGCAUAAAUAAUGUGUGUGAGAAUGUUUGAGAGUGUGUGCAUGCAUGUGUGAUUGUGUGUGUGUGUGUGUGUGGGUUGGACUGUGUGGGUGCCCUUGGGCUUUGUUUAAAUCGCCCUCGUGCAUCAUUUCACCCCAAUCCCCUUUCUAUGAUCUCGCCCACCAUCCAAAACACAACCAGAGAACACAGGAAUUAAACCAACCUCGCAGGGUUUGACAAUGAAUGUAAUGUACUGAAAUACAUUGACUCUCCUAACUGGUGGUACUUUACUGAUACAACUUGCUUUCUCGAUGUGCUGUUAAAGGUAUAGGUAAGGCCUAUUAUCGCAGUGAAAGACUACAUUGGAACUGUACUACCAUAUGCAUCAACCGCAACUGCUUGCUAGCUGCGUGCCUGCCCCACACACAUGUACUGUAUUCAAUCUGCACUGUUGUUAGCUUUAUCCCACGCUGGGUCUGAUCCAAUGAUUUGUACGCUGUCAAACCUGGGCACAGUCUCAGCAGCAUCCAGAGAUUAUACCAAAUAUAAGGAGGAGCUGUUUUUUUUUUUUUUUUUUUCUCCACAUGCAAGAUGUAACGACCACUCUUCUCCGAUCCAAAGUGUUUCUGUAAACAAUCCUAAACCCAAACGGCUUCUACGGUGGAGUGUUGACAGCUCUGGAUUACAGUCGAGGCUGUUCAGCUGCUCGCGACCAGCUCCAUGGGAAUAAUGAUAUUAUCGCACAUCAUGCCAAAUUUGGUAAGUUCUAUUGUGUGUGUGGAUGAGUCAAGUUGUCCAAAAAACAAAGUAGCAGAUGAAUUGAAACUAAAGAAUCUGGGACGAAUCUGUGCGUUCCUUCUGCAAUGUUAGCUUACCAGACUGUGCCCAUAUGUAGAGGGUAGUCGGAAGGCAUUAAUUCUGUUUAUCAAAUACUAUAUUGAGCAUUAAAAUGAUGAGAUGUUGACGGUAACGUUCCUAUUAUAGCAAAUUUUCUUCAGGUUGCAUUUGAUGAAUGAAAUUCCGAGAGGGGCAGAAUCCACCUUGAUUAAGGGCUCCUUGACUUCACAAAGAUUUGACCUCAGUAGCAGUGGUGGACUGCUGGAGGAUUUGUCCUUUUUGGGUUCCUUCCUAAGAGAAACAUCAGUAGCCGUUACGCUUCACUCAUACCACAGAGCAUUUCUGUAUCACUUGAUUUCUUCAGAUAUUAUGUAACCGCCAAGCGGGGUCAAGUACUAAGCCACGUAUUGUACAGUAGCAUUCCUCUCUAACACUUUCAGCUCAAACACUGUGCCCUUUGCUUAAGACCGUGUUCUGUAACAGCUGCAGAGUAGCUGCCUCAAACAUUCCUCCUUGGUAAACAUGGGUGGGGCCCUCGGUUCACCCAAGGGCUUGUUCUAUGAUUUUGUCUCCUACAGGAACUCUGUACACAAGCCAUAGAACGCACUGAUGCUCCCGAUGCCUCCUUUGCAAAGAAUAAAAUAUUUUUUAAAAGUAA